UUGAUUGUGACAGAUGAUUUUUAUUCCACGAGGCAAAACUCUCGCAAAUUGUUCGACGACGGUUUUCAGAAUAAUGCCUUUAACCAGUACGCGUCCGAUAUGAUCUCCGUUCACCGCAGUCUGCCUCAAGUUGCGGAUCCAAAAUGUUAUCACAAGAAGUAUCCCAAAUUAAAGAGCCUCACCACUUCGGUAAUCAUCUGUUUUCACAAUGAGGCAUGGAGCGCUUUGCUUCGAACCGUUCACAGCGUUUCCGAAAGAACACCUCCAGAACUGUUGAAGGAAAUCAUCCUGGUUGACGACUGUUCAGACAAAGAAGCGUACGUGUCAUCGCGGUUGACAACGCCGGUGAGGAUCCUGCGACUGUCACAGCGAGAGGGUCUGAUUCGUGCGAGGCUUCGCGGCGCCUCUGCUGCGAAAGGGGAUGUCCUCACAUUCCUGGAUUCGCACUGCGAGUGUACGGAACGUUGGCUCGAGCCGCUGAUGGCGCGCAUCGCAGAAGACAGCCAUAAUGUGGUGUGUCCGGUGAUCGACGUGAUCAGCGACGAUACACUUGAAUACUCGUACAGUCCGAGCGGCUUCAUCAACGUUGGAGGUUUUGACUGGUCGCUGCAAUUUAAUUGGCAUCCAAUUCCAGAGCUAAAAAUGCAUCCUACCGAAAGAUCAAAGUCUCCAACAAUGGCUGGUGGACUUUUUUCAAUCAGCAAAGAUUUUUUCGAGUACUUAGGAACCUAUGAUCCAGGGUUUGAUAUCUGGGGUGGAGAAAACCUCGAACUUUCCUUCAAGUCGUGGAUGUGCGGUGGCCGUCUUGAAAUUGCGCCCUGCAGUCACGUUGGUCACAUUUUCCGGAAACGAUCGCCGUACAAAUGGCGAACCGGUGUCAAUGUUGUGAAACGGAACUCUGUUAGACUGGCGGAGGUGUGGCUAGACGACUACAAGCAAAAUUACUACGAUCGCAUUAAUAACCAUCGCAAAGCUCUCAGAGAAAAACUGAAAUGCAAAUCGUUUCAGUGGUACCUCGACACCGUUUACCCUGAGCUUUUCAUUCCCGGAGAGGCGGUAGCUUCCGGUGAGGUGAGUGCGCAAUCGAUAUUCCAAAAUUAA
This is a messenger RNA of Soboliphyme baturini, 1101 nucleotides long. NCBI's taxonomy places the organism in Eukaryota, Metazoa, Nematoda, Enoplea, Dioctophymatida, Soboliphymatidae. The record is from the annotation of a GenBank genome assembly.